AUGUCAGUCGAAGAAAUCGAAAGACGGUGGUCAUCUUUAAGGGUCAUGUUUAGCAGAGAGAAUAGGCGACAAAUGUUACCACCGUCUGGUUCUGGAUAUGAAUCGAGGAAGGAAUGGGAGUUAUAUAGAAAUAUGUUGUUUCUAGUUCCUCAUAUAGCUCAUAGAAAAACAAAGACAUUAUUUGUUCAACAAUCACAAAGUUUAUUACCCCAAACAAGUACAACAGAUACUUCCUCACCGUUUACAUCUAAGCAAUCUUCCAAUGUGAUAACUUUGUUACCAGAUCAUAGUUACAGUGGAUCUUUUCAAUCAAUAAAAGAGAACACAUUAUCAUUAGAUUUGGAAGACCAAGAGAGCAACAUAACAAUUACAGAUUGUGAAAUCCCAAAUAGACCUGCUAGUACACUUUCUAGCUGCAGUUAUACUAGCAGUGUGCAAUCUUUAGAACCAAAUACAAGUUUUAAUCCUACACAGUUGAAAGAUUCAUCUGUAUUUAAGUCUACCAAAAAAGUAAUGCCAGAAAUGGAUGAAUUUGCAAAACUUUAA
Messenger RNA from Trachymyrmex cornetzi, 546 nucleotides. RefSeq lists its product as uncharacterized. Gene Ontology annotation, cellular component: nucleus; transcription regulator complex. Gene Ontology annotation, biological process: regulation of transcription by RNA polymerase II. The transcript has 5 exons. Lineage: Eukaryota; Metazoa; Arthropoda; Insecta; Hymenoptera; Formicidae. The record is from RefSeq and is a predicted model, not a curated record. The coding region runs from base 1 to 546 and encodes 181 amino acids.